GGAGAUAACUGAGUUCCGGGAAAGGGGUGUGAAUUUUUUUGUCUACCUUGAAAUGUGUGCAUUUGAGCAAGUUUAUUCGUGUUGUACCAGGAUCCACAAGAGUUUCAUAACAUAGUACAACCAUGAGUAGGUUAGGUGAAGCCGAAUUUGGAGUUUCAACAUUCUUUGCGGCAAGUCAUCCAAAUGACAAAUGUGGUGCCAAUGGCCUGCCGCUCACACCAAACUCCAUAAAAGUCCUUGGACGCUUCCAGUACCUAAAAACAUUUGAGCAUCCUGCUGUUUGCAAGUAUCUGGAUAUAGUUAAAACCAAAAAUGAGAGACUGAUUGUGGUAUCAGAACACUACACAGAAAAUUUGGCCAAAGUGUUCCAAACUGGGAAAUUUUCCAGUGAAGCCACCCUUUCGCCACUGAUAUUUGAAAUUCUACAAGGGUUGGAGUAUCUGAACGGUCGAGGUGUGACACACCGCAACCUUGCUCUACACAACAUCCUCUUUACCUCUCAAGGGAAGGUGAAGCUGUCAGAAUAUGGAAUGUACUACAUGACAGAUGCCAGCACAUCCGUGUCAUUCCCCAUCGGUCAGCUCAAAUACAUGGCCCCGGAGACACUGUGUGGAGGCCCCACAGAGACGGACGACACCUGUGAGACGAGUGUCCAGCCGCUGUCCUGCUUCAAGGUGGACACAUGGUCACUCGGCAUUAUCCUCAUGGAGGCCUUCACGGGAAAAGAGUUGUGGGAAAACUUACCAGUGGAACACAUUUUUCAGAAGGUGUUAAGGCUUCUAGAUUCCAACAUGGACCCUCUAGAUGUGAUAGCACAGGACCAGGGCAUAGAGAAAAAACUCCAUGAACUUUCCAAGGAUGGUUUAGACUUUCUUCGUCUGUGUUUGACACUGUUGCCAUCCAAACGACCAAGUCCAUCUGAUUUAAGAAAGCAUCCAUUCCUACGAGAUUUACGCUUGAAAGAGAUCCCGUACAAGAAUGGCUACUCUCUGUUCACUGCCAACCUGCGAUGUGCAGACCUGGAGUUGCCCGUGCUCAAUGAGGAUGGUAACAUGAAUGAUUUAUGUGACGACCAUUUGUCGGAGAGAAGCAUGGAGGAGGUUUACUACUUGUGGCGACUCGCAGGUGGCGACCUUGAGAUGGCGCUGCGGAAAGCCGGCCUCAUCAAGACCAACCCUCCCAUCACUUUACUGCCUUGUUAUGUUAGUCCCGAGGGGGAAGUGUACGGCCAGCCGAGGGACGACGCAGAACUUCUUGACAACACCAUCAUCAUCUUGUCACAGGAACAGCUCCGAAAUAGACUCAAGGACAUCGAGGAGACAGCCUAUUACCCCCUGCUGGAAGAUGAGUCAAGCACGACAUCUGCUGGGUUGCCGACGUCCCCAAGCAGCGGUGAUCUGACUGACACUGCCAGCCUCCCUCUCGUCAUCCGUGAGAAGGAUGUGGAGUAUCAGUUUCACCGCAUCAUCCUGUAUGAGAGGCUACUCAAAGCGUACCCGUACAAGCGGCCACACAUCUGGCAGGAAGCCCGGGUGGACAUCCCUCCCCUCGUCCGUGCUCACGUCUGGGCCGCUCUCCUGGAGGUGGAGGGUGACAUCGAGGCCCUGUAUGACUCCAUCGACAAAGAGACCCCGACAGCCACAGACAGACAGAUCGAGGUUGACAUUCCGCGCUGUCACCAGUACCAUGAACUCCUGUCGUCACCAGCAGCUCACACCAAGUUCCGCCGCAUCCUCAAGGCGUGGGUUGUUAGUCAUCCGGAGUAUGUCUACUGGCAGGGGCUGGACUCCCUGUGUGCCCCCUUCCUGGCCCUCAACUUCAACAAUGAAGCAUUAGCCUUCUCCUGCCUGUCUUCGUUCAUCCCCAAGUAUCUGCACAAGUUCUUCCUCAAGGACAACUCGGCUGUGAUUCAAGAGUACCUGGCCGUCUUCACCCAUCUCAUCUCAUUCCAUGACCCGGAGCUCGGCAACCACCUGGAUGGCAUCGGCUUUAUCCCUGAUCUGUAUGCCAUUCCUUGGUUCCUUACAAUGUAUGCCCAUGUAUUCCCACUUCACAAGAUCAUGCAUCUGUGGGACACGCUGUUGCUAGGCAACUCGUCACUUCCGCUAUGCAUUGGGGUAGCUAUCCUCCAGCAGCUGAGGGAUCGCCUUCUCUCAUUUGGGUUCAAUGAGUGCAUCCUGCUUUUUUCGGAUAUGCCAGAGAUUGACAUUGAGAGAUGUGUGAAAGAUUCAGUAAAGAUCUUCUGUACUACCCCAAAGAGUGCAACCUACCGCCACCAUGCACGGCCCGCGCGGACCAGGUCGUCCGACUCGCGUCCUAAACUGUCCUACUACAGUCAGGAUUACAACGAGUCACCACAGAAUGACCUGUCUAUGGAGGCACUGACUCUGGAGGAGUUGAAGUCGGAGAAGGCAUCACGGAUAUCGGCGGAGGACCUGAUAGAGCUGGGGGAGCUGAUGGGUUCCGCGCCGACACGCAGCCCCACCAAGAAGAAGCAGAACAGCAAGCCCAUGAUCCUGGUGGUGGAUGUGAGGAGUGUGGAGGAAUACAAGAGAGGGACCAUCCCAAACAGUGUCAACAUUCCCUUCCAUACAGCCUUCUCCCCUGAAGGUGACCUUGUCAUGUGCCCGGCCGUACAGGCCCUCAAUGCCAGCAGAGGUCAAGUCAGGGUCAUCAUUGGCAACAGAGGCAGAAAUGCAGCAAAUUUUGCUGCGGAGCUGAUUCGACUGGGCUACUCGCGGGUGUGUGUGCUGCACAAAGGUGUAGAUGUGUUCAGACAGACGGGGCUACUGACCGUCCCCCCAGCGGACUUGUGAACAGCUGUUCACGAACAGGAGUGGACGUUGGCAUUGUUUAACUAAGAUCAACUAUUCAUUGCAUCCAUUCUAGUACAUUUGUCGUGAAAGGUUUGCAGUCUUUCGUGAUAGUCAGGGGCGGUCGUUUGCCUAGUGGUUAAAGCGUUCGCUCGUCAUGCCGAAGACCCUGGUUUGAUUCCCGACAUUGGUACAAUGUGUGAAGCCCAUUUCUGUUGUCUCCCGCCGUGAUAUUGCUUGAAUAUUGCUAAAAGCGGCGUAAAACCAUACUCACUCACUCACUCACUCGUGAUGAUCAGGUUCAUUCAUGUAUACGGGGUGGUGGGGUGGCCUAGUGGUUGAAGUGUUUGCUCGUUACGCCAAAGCACCAAGUUUGAUUCCCCACAUUUCUGGUGUCCCGCCGUGAUAUUGCUGGAAUAUUGCUAAAAGUGGCGUAAAAUCCACCUCACUCGUUCUCUCGUGUACACGCUUCAUUGAUGUUCCAGACAGCAACAGACCCAUAUGUCCUGAACUGUCCAUGGCGUACAAAGGAUCUCACUGUUAUGACAUUGUAACGGUGGGCUUACUUGAGCUGACAUGUCAAAUCAGACAUGUCAGAUCCAAAUGUUUGCAAAUGUAUGCGCCAAUGACAUUGAAAAGGAAGGGUUAUAGUCCAUGCACUGCCCUUGUUUUGCUAAGAGAUUAAGGAGAGAUUCCAGCUAGUGAUUCACUUCAGCCCUUUCAUUUGAACUUUUCAACAAAUCAACAAAUUAUUCUGAAUACUGAAACUUUCCUGUUCCUAACCCAAAAUUGGUGUUGCAUGAAGGGCAGCAACACUCUAACUUUGAAAGUAUUGAAAUAUGGAUGGCUUUUUCUUCACCAUUUCCAAAUGUGCUUAUUAUGGCCUGUAAUCAUGACUGGUUUCAUUUGUGUUCAGCCCAGAUUGGCAUCUGGUGAUUAUGCAGGCACAUAAAAUAAGGCCCGGCAAGGAGACUGAGAUUUGAACUGCUAUUGCCCUUUAAGUUUUUGUUAACAAAUAAAUCAGUAACUCACAUGAUUAUCAUUCAUUAUCAGCAAUUUCCAAGAUGAGGCUACAAGAAAUUAUUAGAUUUUGAUCCACCGAAAAAAGUAAGGCAGGUUGCAUCAUUAUUGUUAUAUUUUAUGAUUCAUUUUCAAUACUAUAACUAUUCAAGGAAUAUGUGUACAUUUACUAUUGACAGAUGUGAUUCCCAUGAAGCAUGGGUCUUUUGUAUAUCAUCAAGAAAAGAAACAUCAUCAUCAGGGCGGCAUUGUUGAUGUCAUUUGAAUCAUAAUGUUGGAAUGAUGUCUCGCUAGAAACGAUUGUGGACGUCAUUCUACAGUUGUGGUUUCUUAGAUGGCAGUCACAAUCAGUGCACAUUUCUCAAGGAGAGCUUAAAAGGAUUAAGAAAUAAUGGGUAAUAAAGUCAUUAUUACACUGCAUGUGUAUCAUACUGAUUUUACGAAACUUGUGUAAGAAUUAAUGUAUUCCUCUCAAUCUCGCUCAGAAAAUACAGGGGCCAUGGUUGGCCCAGUCGUCUCAGGCGCUGCAAUUCGCUGUGCAGAGUUGCGUCCCUUGGGCAGGCCCGAAACCUAUGAUUGUGGGUUCGAAUCCUGGUUCGCCCUGAUUAUGUUUCUAGGUU
Messenger RNA from Haliotis rufescens (red abalone), 4453 nucleotides. Its product is annotated as TBC domain-containing protein kinase-like protein. Bases 123 to 2816 code for a protein of 897 amino acids. NCBI's taxonomy places the organism in Eukaryota, Metazoa, Mollusca, Gastropoda, Lepetellida, Haliotidae. The record is from RefSeq and is a predicted model, not a curated record. The transcript has 26 exons. Gene Ontology annotation, biological process: activation of GTPase activity; protein phosphorylation. Gene Ontology annotation, molecular function: ATP binding; GTPase activator activity; protein kinase activity.